Panthera uncia (snow leopard) is the source of this 874-nucleotide messenger RNA. It is a transcript of the gene TSACC, whose product is annotated as TSSK6 activating cochaperone. NCBI's taxonomy places the organism in Eukaryota, Metazoa, Chordata, Mammalia, Carnivora, Felidae. The transcript is spliced from 4 exons. Gene Ontology annotation, cellular component: cytoplasm. Gene Ontology annotation, molecular function: protein-folding chaperone binding. The record is from RefSeq and is a predicted model, not a curated record. The coding region runs from base 444 to 824 and encodes 126 amino acids.
AGAAGCGUGACCGUCUCCACCCUUUCCAGCCUGAGCUGCGGGAGGAAUAGCGGCGCGGGCCGACUCGGGAGCUUGGUCCCAGGAGCUGGCCGGCUGGCCGAGCCCUCCUUGGGGCGCACUGCGAGUCGUGCUUAGCUGCCCCUGGGCUCCUGGCCCAGCGUGCCCUCUCCCUUCUCACGCAGGUGCUUUCUGCUGAGGCAGGCUGCGGCUUCCGGGUCUCCCACCCAAAGCGUGGUCCCAGGGGCUCCCCGUGGAGCCUUGCGACUUCUGUCCCCGCCCUCCGUCUAGGCCACGGUGGCCCUUUAGACGUGAUGGGAGUCAGGUUUCCAACCUGCCUCCUAGGACAGGAUAGGCGCUGAUGCUGCCGAAGGAGACCGUGGAGAGGACGCAGACAGGAGUCGCCCGUUAGUGCGGGACUCUUUUAAGGCGCCACACCUGUUCAGAUGGAGAAGCGUGCUAGUCACCCUAACAGAAAAGCCAAAGAGGAAAGUAAUGCUGUGCCUCUUUGUCGAGCCAAACCCUCCCCUAGCUUUAUUAAUCUUCAAGCAAGUUCCCCACUGGCCACAUUCCUGAACGUCCGGACAGCAAAGCUGCCCUCAGGAUCUCUUCUGUGCCCCUUGCACCUCUGUUCCUCUCCCUUCAGGAGUCGACCCCAAGCCCAAGGAAUGCCUGGGACUUCUGGAACGUAUGUAUGCCAAUCUCCAUCUUCAGACCCAGCUCGCCCAACAACAGAUGGCUAUUUUGGAAAAUUUACAAGCAUCUGUGACACAUCUGGCUCCUGGGAGGGGAAGAAAGAACUCUGCCCUCCCGGCCUUACCCCGUAAUCUGUUGCAAAAUCGCUUGCCCCCAUCCAGUAAAUGACUUGUGGAACAAA